UGGAACAUUUAAAAAAAAGUAAAUGACAGAUAAGGAAUUCCGACAUAACCUCUUACGUUAAAUUUUGUAAAUUUGUUCGAAAAUUAAGAUUAUUUCAUAAAAUGGCAUCGCUAAAAGUGUUUUCGGUGGGCAGACUAGCCAAAUAUGUGACCGAUUCUUCUAUGAGGACCUUAAAAACAAAUAUCUACAGAACAACAGUAUGCAGAUAUAGCACAGAAGAGAAAACAGCUGAAUCAGAUACAAGUGACAAAAAUCUGCCCUCCUCCAUCGAGGAAUGUCACAAACAGAUUGAAACAUUAACUUCAGAAGUCAGCACGCUCAAAAAUAAUCUUAAAGAUUAUGAAGAUAAAUAUAAAAGAGCCUUAGCCGACGGUGAAAAUGUUCGAAGACGGAUGUUGAAACAAGUUGAGGAUGCAAAAUCAUUCGCUAUACAGAGCUUCUGCAAAGAUUUGUUAGACGUGGCGGACACGCUGUCGGCGGCGGCGGAGAGCGUGCCCGAGGGCGUGGAGGGGGAGGGCGCGCCGGCCGCGCUGCGCUCGCUGCGCGACGGCCUGCGCCUCACGCGCGCGCAGCUCACGCAGGUGUUCAGCAGACAUGGACUGGUAGCCGUGUCGCCGUUACGAGAGAAGUUCGACCCCAACCUACAUGAAGCGUUAUUCCAACAGGAGGUUGAAGGUGCUGAGCCGGGUACAGUGGUUGCAGUCAGCAAAGUUGGUUACAAGUUGCACGAGAGGUGCGUCAGACCGGCGCUCGUGGGCGUCGCGAAGGGAUCCUCCUAGUGUGAAACGAGCCUUUGGACUGUGCGAUUGUUGAAUAGAAAUAAAUGUUGACAGGACUUGUUUUAAUUUUAUUUUUAUUCGAAGCAAAUAAGUACCAAGAUGUACCAGAUGCACUAUAUUGGCCUCAAAAGCGAUGGACAAAUGGGGGGGCUGUCAUUGUAAUUAGUAAUAUCUUAAAUACAACACUAGAAUGUACCAAAUUAAAACGACAAAUGUCGUGUUUAUGUUGUGGUAGAUUUUAAGUCAAUAUAUCUGUAUGUAUAUUCUUUUUGAACGAAGAUUCAACUUCCAUAUGUUAUUAUGAAAUAUUUUGGCGCGCAUUUGAACAAUUUUUUUUUCGUUCCGUACAAAUUUUAAAUUAAACGUGCAUUUUUUUACUUUAAAAUAAGCUAUGUAUUAUACAAAUAUAUAUUUAAAUAAUCUCCGUGAGAUUCUCGUGUAGUUUUACCAUUUUUAAAAAAUUUAAUUAAUUUUUUAUUUAUUAUCUGUUAUUAAAGAAUUUUGGCGCGAAAACGAAAAAAAACACUCGAAGGUGCAAAACCAAAUUUAAAAUUUAUAUAUACUU
This is a messenger RNA of Vanessa atalanta (red admiral), 1344 nucleotides long. RefSeq names its product grpE protein homolog, mitochondrial (gene Roe1). Gene Ontology annotation, biological process: protein import into mitochondrial matrix; protein folding. The record is from RefSeq and is a predicted model, not a curated record. Gene Ontology annotation, molecular function: protein homodimerization activity; adenyl-nucleotide exchange factor activity; protein-folding chaperone binding. NCBI's taxonomy places the organism in Eukaryota, Metazoa, Arthropoda, Insecta, Lepidoptera, Nymphalidae. The coding region runs from base 102 to 779 and encodes 225 amino acids. Gene Ontology annotation, cellular component: PAM complex, Tim23 associated import motor. The transcript has 6 exons.